UGUGAACACCAUACAGUAAGACUGUAAAUUAAGUGCAAAUAAUGGAAUCAGAGGUCUAUUAUGUCAAUUUUAAAAAAGGAGAUAUUAACAACUCGACCGGACCUCAAACACAGAGUCAAGGCCAGGAUGAUGGAAAAUCUCAAAAGAGCAUGCGUUUUGGUCGUUUUUGCAACCCACAAGGAAGUAGAUCUUUGGUGUUGAUUACAGUGGGUCUCGGGCUCAUUUGCGUUCUUCUGCUGGUCUUCGUCAUACUGCAGCACAUCACCAUCACAGCAGAGAGAGACCGGAUAAAGAGCUACAAGAACACAGUUAAAGAGUUCAAUCAAACUAUCAGUGGCUUACAGGACAAUUACACUGAUCUAAAGACAGAGAAAGACCAAUUGCAGAAUAACUUCAGGUCUUUGAGUCAGCAGAUCCUAGAGUUAGAAAGCCAAGUCAGGUCUCUGAAAGAUGAACUAAACAUGGACGCUUCUGAACGAGUUUGUUUGUUCAUAUCCAAUGAGUUGAACUGGGCUGACAGCAGGCAGUACUGCAGGGAUCAUGGUGGUGAUCUGGUUAUUAUCAACACUGAAGAGAAGCAGAGGUUCAUUUUUUCAUUAGUCGAGGAGAGAGUAUGGAUUGGUUUGUCUGACAGAGAGCAGGAGGGCAACAUGAAAUGGGUGGAUAAUUCACCAUUGAAUGAAGGGUUUUGGCUUGGAGGGGAGCCAAAUAACCAAGACGGAAAUGAGGACUGUGUUGAACUGAUCCCUUCACAUCCCGUCCUGAACAGCUGGAAUGAUCUGCCAUGUUCCAAGAUGAAAAAAGGAAUUUGUGAGAAAUAGGGUUCAUCCUGUCUUGUUGUGGUCUUGCUUUUAUUUUAUGGAAUCAUACUUAUUUUGACUGCAUUAUUUAUGAUUGAGGUUCCUGCCUUUCAAAGCAGUCCGCUAUUUUUAUUUUAUAUUAACCUCUUUUAUAAUAUCUUUUUCAUUUUAUAGUUUUCUGUCAUAUACGAAAUCAGUAGUGGAUAUUCAUAAGAAAGAAAAAUGCUACAUUUUGACUAUUUUCUUAUCGCUAUAAUAAACACACAUCGUGUUUCUGACAGGCAAAUUAGUGUAAUGUGAACAGUUGCUAGUGUGGUACGCCAAACCUCUGAUGUGUUAAUGUUUUACUCCAUUACAAGCAGCUCUAGAUUUUAGCUGUCAUCAUGUCUCAUUCGUCAGUCUGAGGUGUCAAGGAAACACAGUAUAUACUAUAAAACUCAAGUGUAAUAAUUAAUCUUAUGACGAUAUUGAGUGUUUUUGCAACUUUUUUUUAUAUCUGUUUAAAUAAAAUAGUUGAUAUUAUUGCCAUAGUAAACCCACAGUACUUUUGCUUGAUGUGUGACUAUGAAGAGAGUUUUUUCAGUCUAGCACAGUGGUUUUCAAACCAGUCCUGUGAGCACCCCCAACAAUUCACAUUUUGUAGGUCUCUCAUAUCUGACACAGAAAACCUGCAGUGCUGGGGGUGCUCACAGGACCGGUUUGAAAACCACUGGUCUAGCAGGACACAACAGAGAAGAAGUUUUUUUUUUUCUCGGACUGAACUGAUCAGAGAAGAAAACACGGUGGCUUUAGGAAAACAGAGAAUGGUGGGCAAUAUGCAUUCAAAGUGAUAAAUACAGAAGGAAUAUGUCAAAAUCAUUUGCAUGUGCCUCCUGCUGCCAGCUGGUGGCGCUAUAAAUAUAAAUGAAUAUUGGCAUGUAUAUGUCUUCAGGCCAGGACUCUUACCAAACAUCUGAAGUUUGGGACAGACUGGACAUUGUAUGGCUGAGUUACAAUACCUUUUUCCAUGGCAAACUUUCUCAGGCCACCACAGACAUGCCCUUUAACAAAAACUCAAGAUCUUCACAAUCUAACAUUGCAAAAGCCUUUAGAUUAAACUGACUGCAUAUAAUGUUAAUGUCAUUAAAUCUUUAGGAGGAGUUCGUUACAGCGUACAUCAUGUCACUUCCUGUUGCCAGCAGGUGGCACUAUGAUUAUAACUGAAUAUGGGCAUGGACAUAUGUUCAGUACAGGACUCUUAUCAAACAUGUGAAUUUUGGGGCAGAUCAGACAUUGUAUGCCUGAGUUGUAAGAACUGCGCCACUGCUGGCAUGUAUGCAAAGUUCCAUGAGUUUUUAACCAUGUUUAGGCCUACAAAAUGUGAUUCAUUUUUCAUUCAAGAUGACGAAGAAGAGCAAUUCCAAAAGCAUUGUGUGCUCUGUCCUAAUAAAUCUAGCUGCAAGCAGUGAUGACGGGUCCAAGCCACCAGCGCAAACGCCACCCCUGUGGCAUCGGGAAAUCUGUGCACAGCGGGCACAUGAAUUUACAAUAACCAUCUGGCAGUCUGAUUUGAAGGGUUACAGGCAUUAAAGGGAUACAUUAGAACAUCAAGAGUGUAAAACACACACACAAACCGGCAGUGCACAAGAUCUUUCUCAAACUUCUAUAACUAUAAGGAGAGAAAAUACACAAAGGUACCCGGCAAGAUAUAGUAAAUACCUAUGACAAACAAAACAUAACAAAUUACAAACAAAUUACACUUACCUGCAAAUGAGUGAGCCCUCAACUGGAAGCUAUUGAAAAGGCUAUCCAACGUGCUGUUCUGAAAAUAAACUACAGAAUGUCACUAAAUAAACUAGCUCAUAUUAUACCACAAACCUGUCUGUGGACUAAAUGUGAUGCAGGACAAACUCAAUGACGGCAUUCCAUUCUAUACAAUAACGUAAUAACUGCUGAUAGGUGUAUCAAUGAGAAAAAUCUCACCAAUAAGAGGUGGGCAGGAAGGAAUCUGGACAACAACAUUACAGUUUUUAUACAUUUUAAGCCUUUAUCCAAAGCUAUUUACAGAAACAUCACAAACAAGUUUUCAUAAAAGCCAAAAAUAUUCAUAGUACACAAUGGCAAUUUAAAAAAUAUAAACUAUAUUGGUACACUGAGCCAGGACAGAAUUCUGACAAAAAAAAAACAAACAAAACUUUCCAGAUGCGAUGAGGUAGUUAUAUAAAUAACUAAGAUUGACUUAACCCUGGGUUUGGUCCUACUCAGAAUAGGUCAAAAUGUAAAAAUUGUAGUGUAAAAUUACCCAAAAAAGGCCAUUACAUUUUCUACUUCCUUCAUAGACACUGACAAAGCAUCCAGAAUGCUGUUGCAUUUAUUGCUUUCACUUGAAUCCUCAAAAGUUUUGUAAUACUGCUCAAUUAUUUUUUUAGACUGUAAAACAGGUCAUGGAUCAUGUUCGCUGAAGAGCUGUUGCCUGUUACUCAGAACCAGCGACAGUCGUGGGCACUAAAAGUCGUGGGCACAUCUGUCACGAAUCUGGCCGGUGACCUUCGGUCCGCUCACCACCAGAUGUUGCCCUCUCACGCUAUUGACAUUCACAUUACACCGACUGUUGCAUCACACCCUGGACUAUGUUCCCCAUCAGCCAUUGCGCCAAUCAUCUGCAUCCAAUCAGAGACCCUAUAUAAGCCUUGGACUUCCUCUCACGUUUUGCGGAGUAUUGCAUUGUAUUAACAUUUGUACGAAGCCUUGCCUUAGUUACCUGUGUUCUUGUCUAAUUCUCUGAGUUUUGAAUUUACGGCAAGUUAUCUCAUCUAGUCAGUUUCGCUGCCUGUCUUGGAACUCUUGCUUGUCUAUUUGGAUUACCAUUUUGUCUAGCCCCCUGGAUCACGUUCACCGCUGAUCGCCCCUUCGCAUGACUACUCUUGUGUCUUGCUCCUACAUACCUGUUUGCCAGUGUCUGACCCUGCCUGUUUUUGACCAUGUCUCUGUCUCGUUCCAAUAAAGCUCUGCAAAUGGAUCUGCAAAUGGUCUCCCUCACUACAUUACAACA
Molecule: messenger RNA, 3831 nt
Organism: Labeo rohita (rohu)
Lineage: Eukaryota; Metazoa; Chordata; Actinopteri; Cypriniformes; Cyprinidae
Product: C-type lectin domain family 4 member E-like
Exons: 5
Coding region: 42-821 (259 amino acids)
Source: RefSeq, a predicted model, not a curated record